This is a messenger RNA of Phanerochaete carnosa HHB-10118-sp, 461 nucleotides long. RefSeq lists its product as uncharacterized. Bases 60 to 383 code for a protein of 107 amino acids. The record is from RefSeq and is a predicted model, not a curated record. The transcript is spliced from 4 exons. NCBI's taxonomy places the organism in Eukaryota, Fungi, Basidiomycota, Agaricomycetes, Polyporales, Phanerochaetaceae.
CUUCUCUCUCAGGACAACCAAGCACCCGCCCCGUUUACACUCACUACUGCUCGUUCAACAUGGGUUGGUUCAGCAGCGACUCUGACCAGGGCCAGGCCUACACCGACUACAACAACGCCCCCCACAAAUCCUCGAUCACGCACGAGCUGAUCGCUGCCGCCGCUUCGUACGAGGCUGCCAGGGCUUACGAGAACCACGUCGCGCAGAACGGCGCACCCGAUAGCCACGCUGAAACGAAGGAGCUUCUUGCCGCGUUUGCGGGUGGCUUCGUCGACAAGGAGGUAGAGUCCAAAGGCCUUGACUUCAUCGACAGGGAGAAGGCCAAGCGUGAAGCCACCCGGCAGGCUGAGCAGGCCUAUGACGACCAAGGCAAUAACUUCUAAACAUCUUCGAACGGGAUAAUGUAACAUCACCUGUACAUCAUAGGGCGUAAGACAACCUGAAAUGCACGCUGUGAUCGA